AUAAAUAAUUAAGUGAUAUUUGAAUUUUGAUACAAUAGAUAAAACGAUGGUAUGCAGAAGCUAUUAUUAAACAGCUUGAUACUAAUUGUCAUGAUUUUACAAGAAAUUAAUAAUGAAUCUCGGCAUAAAAACGAAUCCUCAUUUAAAACUUCUUUGAACAAGUACUCAGUAUUCAGCGGUGAUGGAGGAGCCUCAAUCCAAUUAAUGUAUAUUACCAUGUAACAUCGUAGUCAUUCUCAAUAUGGAAACUUUGGACUUCGGAGCCUUAACAUUCAACCGCAAAAUGAAAAAAUCUCCAGGGCGUCGUUUUUUGUUCAUAAAUGGCCUGUGAAUAGUAAUAACCCAGGGGUGUUCUUGGCCCAGCCCAACCUUGUACAGGCAAUGGGACCAGCAGUUUUAUAAUCUUAUAAAUAUACAAAUAAUGGGAGAAAUAGAGACUAAUAUUAUCAAUAUAGAGAUACCUCUCGUCCCAAAUGCGAAGAAAAUCCCCCACGACGGCAGUUUAAGCUAUAUCCGGCAUUGACAAGGCAACGACACUGAUGGCCAAAGAGUUGAUUGUUCAACUGGCCUUUCUAAUCCUAACUUUGUCAAUUCUUUACGUUGUGCACAAUCUUCGCAAGCAGCCGGGUCAACUCAGGGCUCGAAGCAGGGACCGAGAUAACCACCAAUCGAACCGCCAUUUGGUCCAGGGAUCUCGCCUUCUGGCUCGAGCCAGAUCCAACUCCCAUGGACCGCGAUCAAUGGCCCAUGCCAAAAGCGCUCUGAUAGAAGCCGACCAAGCUCUUUCUCUCUCACCCAGGGACCCUGCAGCUCACAUCCUUAAAGCUCUCGCUCUCGAUCUCAUGGGUCACCACGCCGCCGCGCUCAGGUCGAUGGACUCCGCUCUGUCUGUGCCCCACGUGAAGUCGCUAUCGGCGGCCGAGCGCGAAGACGCACUCGUAAAGAGGGCGGAGUUGAAAUUGGCAGUGAAUCAACGUCGGCGAGUUGACUCGGCGUUGGAGGAUCUGGAUGAGGCGGUGAGGCUGAGCCGGGGGAGCAACACGACAGCGUUCUGUUUACUAGGGGAGUGUUACGAGUGGAAGGGGAUGAAAGAGAAGGCCAAGGAAGCGUUCCAGAGAGCCAUUGAAAUUGACCCUGAUUCAGUGAAGGCUCGUAGUGGGCUGGAUCGAUUAGGCCCAUAAUAAUUUAAAGCCCCUUUUUAAGGGAAGCCCAAGAUCCCAAACCGAUCUUUUUCUGGGCCUUUCAACCCAAUGCCAUUUUGCUAGUGGAUGAUUUGUACUUGCUUUUCCCCAAAAUCCCAAACAAUUGUAGAAUGGUAGUGAUGAUAAGCAGCAUUAAAAAUUUGGUGGAUAAAUGUCCAUCCCUUUUUGCUGAUCAAUGGUCACCUUUAAUUAA
Molecule: messenger RNA, 1395 nt
Organism: Neltuma alba
Lineage: Eukaryota; Viridiplantae; Streptophyta; Magnoliopsida; Fabales; Fabaceae
Exons: 1
Coding region: 540-1181 (213 amino acids)
Molecular function (GO): protein binding
Source: RefSeq, a predicted model, not a curated record